Messenger RNA from Danio rerio (zebrafish), 1800 nucleotides. It is a transcript of the gene prkcz, whose product is annotated as protein kinase C, zeta. Lineage: Eukaryota; Metazoa; Chordata; Actinopteri; Cypriniformes; Danionidae. Gene Ontology annotation, molecular function: nucleotide binding; kinase activity; ATP binding. The record is from RefSeq and is marked provisional.
AUGCCUGUCAGUAACGGAUCCAUGAUGGAUUUGCCGUCGGAGUACGUGAAAAUUAAAGCACACUACGGAGGGGACAUGCUGAUCUCAGACCUGGAUUUGGCGCUGACGUACACAGAGGUGUGUAAGGAGGUCAGAGAGAUGUGUGGAGUUCGCAAAGAAACGCCAAUAACACUCAAAUGGAUCGACGACGAAGGAGACCCGUGUACCAUCUCAUCCCAGAUGGAGCUGGAGGAAGCGUUUCGGAUCUACAGCCGAAACCGGCACUCUGGACUCCUCCUGCACGUAUUUCCAAGUAUUCCUGAAAAGCCUGGUAUGCCGUGCCCAGGAGAGGACAAAUCGAUCUACCGCCGUGGAGCUAGACGAUGGAGGAAGCUGUACCGGGUGAACGGACACCUCUUCCAGGCCAAGCGCUUUAACAGGAAAGCGUACUGUGGCCACUGCAGUGAGAGGAUAUGGGGACUGGGGCGUCAGGGCUACAAGUGUAUCAACUGCAAGCUGCUGGUCCAUAAACGCUGUCACAAACUCGUCCCGCUGACCUGUCAAAGGCAUAUGGAUCCAGUCAUGCCAUCACAGGAGCCGCUGGUAGACGAUGAUAAAAGUGGAGAAGAAGUGGAGCUUCCCCCUGAGGACCCAGAGGACACAGACGCAAUUCCAGUCCCUUUCUUAGCACACAACCGAAAGGUGGAGAAAGCUGAAGAUGAUUCAGAGGACCUGAAGGCAGUGGUGGAUGGUAUCGAGGGCAUUCAGAUCUCUCAGUGUCUCGGUUUGGGGGAUUUCGACCUGAUUCGAGUCAUUGGCAGAGGCAGUUACGCAAAAGUGCUGCUCGUCCGGCUCAAGAAGAACGAGCAGAUUUACGCCAUGAAGGUGGUGAAGAAAGAGCUGGUUCAUGAUGAUGAGGACAUCGAUUGGGUCCAGACAGAAAAACAUGUGUUUGAACAAGCAUCGACCAAUCCAUUUUUAGUGGGACUUCACUCUUGCUUUCAGACAGAGAGCCGGCUCUUUCUAGUGAUCGAGUAUGUGAAUGGAGGAGAUCUCAUGUUCCAUAUGCAGAGGCAGCGGAAGCUUCCAGAGGAACAUGCCAGAUUUUAUGCUGCUGAAAUUUGCAUCGCUCUUAAUUUUCUGCAUGAGAAGGGCAUUAUUUACCGGGAUUUAAAACUGGACAAUGUACUAUUGGACCAGGAUGGCCAUAUCAAACUUACAGACUAUGGCAUGUGCAAGGAGGGAAUCAGACCAGGUGACACCACCAGCACAUUCUGUGGGACGCCCAACUACAUCGCCCCAGAGAUCCUGAGGGGAGAGGAUUAUGGUUUCAGUGUGGACUGGUGGGCUCUCGGCGUGCUCAUGUUUGAGAUGAUGGCGGGCCGAUCGCCCUUCGAUAUCAUCACUGACAAUCCUGACAUGAACACAGAGGAGUAUCUCUUCCAGGUCAUUUUGGAGAAGCCGAUUCGGAUUCCCAGGUCAUUGUCUGUUAAGGCUGCAAGUGUGCUGAAAGGUUUUCUGAACAAGGAUCCGAAAGAGAGGCUGGGAUGCCAAGUUCAAACCGGCUUCACAGACAUCAAGUCUCAUACAUUCUUCAGAAGCAUAGACUGGGACCAGCUGGAACAGAAGCAGGUGACGCCACCGUUCAAACCUCAAAUCACAGAUGACUACGGUUUAGAAAACUUUGACACACAGUUCACCAACGAACCCGUGCAGCUCACACCAGAUGACGAGGAUGUGAUAAAGAGAAUAGACCAGUCUGAGUUUGAGGGAUUCGAGUACAUUAAUCCUCUGCUGCUCUCCACUGAAGAAACCGUAUGA